This is a messenger RNA of Anopheles bellator, 721 nucleotides long. RefSeq names its product large ribosomal subunit protein bL21m (gene mRpL21). The record is from RefSeq and is a predicted model, not a curated record. The coding region runs from base 61 to 660 and encodes 199 amino acids. The transcript is spliced from 2 exons. Lineage: Eukaryota; Metazoa; Arthropoda; Insecta; Diptera; Culicidae. Gene Ontology annotation, cellular component: ribosome; mitochondrial large ribosomal subunit. Gene Ontology annotation, molecular function: structural constituent of ribosome.
AAGAAAAACAACAUGUGUUGAGUAAGAGCUUGUUUUGGAGCCGCUUGAAGAUCGCCAAAAAUGUUCCUCAAGCUAUUUGCUCGCCUUUUAAAACCAUCCACGCUAGGGCCCUUUACAGAAUCAAUCCAGCGCGCGGCACUUACCGGUGCUCCAUGGCAGAGCGUUGCACCGUUCACGGCGACCUUCCACCGAUGGAACAGCUCCAGUGCGGCCGUAUCCAUUGCGGACAAAAUCACAACCGAUGUCGUGAAUAAACAGCUGGAAGCGGGAACGGAGGGCAGACUGUUCGCCGUGGUACAGCUGUGCGGUAAACAGUUCAAGAUUACGGCCGGAGACAUUGUUGUCGUGGAAGGUUACUGGCCACCGGAAAACGGAGACCGGUUGAGGUUGGAUAAGGUGCUGCUGGCCGGCGGCACCGACUUUUCUCUCAUAGGUCGGCCAUUGUUGGCGCCGGGAUUGGUGGAUGUGCAGGCCACCAUCAUCGAGAAAACGCUGUCCCACACGCGGACCCACUUUCGCAAGAAGCGAAGAAAGCAGUACAUGCGGAUCAACUUUUACCGAACGCAGCAAACGAUGAUGCGCAUAAAUUCGAUCGAAAUCACGCGAAAUCUAGGUGCCGAUGCGGGAAAGCCAGAGUUCAAUGAAGAUAGAUUUUUUUAAGUCCUGAAAGACACCUGAAAUAGCGACAAAUAAAUUAACAUCAUAAUCGAUUUAUCGUUCA